Molecule: messenger RNA, 4092 nt
Organism: Hirundo rustica (Barn swallow)
Lineage: Eukaryota; Metazoa; Chordata; Aves; Passeriformes; Hirundinidae
Gene: COLEC10
Product: collectin subfamily member 10
Exons: 6
Coding region: 153-986 (277 amino acids)
Source: RefSeq, a predicted model, not a curated record
CAUCGUCAAACUCCUUUCUUCACUUUAUUUAGCUGUUCUUGCAUAUAGCUCCCAAGCUUUCCACUGCUCCAGUUAGCGAAGCAUUUAUUUUUGAGUCAGCUGCAUUUCUUAAGACUGUAACAACGAAAGGCAUUUCCUGAGAAACUGCAAGGAUGAGCAGCAAGAAAGAACAACAGCUAAGGAAAUGUGGGACCCUUGUAGUGUUUUUUCUCUUGCAAGUUCAGAUUUUUUGUUUUGAUGUUGACAAUCGACCUACAACAGAUGUCUGCUCAACACACACAAUUUUACCUGGACCAAAAGGGGAUGAAGGUGAAAAGGGAGAUAGAGGAGAAGUGGGCAAACAAGGAAAAGUUGGACCAAAAGGACCAAAAGGAAACAAAGGACCAGUGGGCGAUGUUGGCGACCAGGGAAUGCUUGGUAAAAUUGGUCCAAUUGGUGGAAAGGGGGACAAAGGAGCCAAAGGCUUACCAGGGGUUUCAGGAAAAAAAGGAAAAGCAGGCACGGUCUGUGACUGUGGAAGGUACCGCAGAUUUGUUGGACAACUAAAUAUCAAUGUUGCUCGUCUUAACACAUCCAUCAAGUUUGUGAAGAAUGUUAUAGCAGGUAUCAGGGAGACAGAUGAGAAAUUCUAUUACAUUGUGAAAGAAGAGAAGAAUUACAGAGAAGCCUUGAUCCACUGCAGAGACAGAGGAGGAUCACUGGCCAUGCCUAAAGAUGAGGCAACCAAUGCCCUGAUUGCUGACUACAUCUCCAACAGCGGCCUGUUCCGAGCCUUCAUUGGGCUGAAUGACAUGGAAAGAGAAGGACAGUUUGUGUAUGCGGACAACAGCCCACUGCAGAACUACAGUAACUGGAAGCAAGGGGAGCCACAUGACCCAGCUGGUCACGAGGACUGCGUGGAAAUGCUCAGCACAGGAGAGUGGAACGACUCUGAGUGCCAAGUCACCAUCUACUUCGUCUGUGAAUUCCUCAAGAAGAGGAAAUAAAAGUGCCAGAGGAUGUGCCUGGCACCUGCUGUAUAUACAAUAACCCAUGCUCAUUCAUUUAUGGUAGGGAGAACAAAUCAGGGAUAGGAAACCAGGGACAGGGCUCAAUCCAGCCUUCACAUCACUGGGCUGAGCAAAUGUAACUACUGUUUAGUCAUCAGUGACUAAAAAGUCAGCACAGGUCUGCACGGUGCAUCCAGCCUGUUGUGAAUUUUUAUUUCAUUUCUACAUGCAUUUUAGGGUUGGUAUUUCUAUGUGUAAUUUAGGGGUAAAUUUAGAGCAUGCAGAAGUGAAUAUAAUUUCACCAUUUCCAGAAAUAAGAUCAUUGGUAUAUGAAGUACUGAUGUGAUUUGCAAAGCCCAGAGAUGGAAAAAGCAUGACCUUCUUUAAUCUCUGACUUGCACAGGGAUUUCCUUCCCAGUAAUUUCCCUAAUGACUUCAGAGCUCAGAGAAAACAUUUAAGUAUCUCUUGAAAAAAUCCUUCUUUUGUUAGAAUCAUAAUUUGAGGUGGAAGGUAUCUCUGGAGGUCAUUUGGUUAAAUCUUGCAUGCAAAGUGGGACUAACUUCAAACUUAGAACUUGUUAUAAUUUCCUUAAUUUGGCUAUGCAAUUAUAUUGCUUGAUAGGCAUUUAUCUUCUGUAAAGCCUUUGACACAGUCCCCUACAAUAACAUUCUCUUUAAACUGGAGAGAUGGAUUCAAUGGGUGGACUGUUAGGUGGAUAAAGAAUUGGUUAGAUGGACACAUCCAGAGGGUGUUGGUCAAUGGCUCUGAGUCCUGAUGGACAUCAGGGACAAGGGAUGUCCCUCAGGGAUCUGUAGUGGGAACAGUGCUAUUUAAUAUCUUCAUUAAUGACAUUGCAAAGGCAGGAAGCUCACCCUAAACAUAUUUGCAGAUGGCACCAAGCUGGGUGGUGCAAUUGACACACCUGAGGGAUGGGAUGCCAUCCAGAGGGAUCUGGAUGCCACCCAGAGGGACCAGGUUUGAGAAGUGGCCCAUGGGAACCUUAUGAGGUUUAACAAGACCAAGUGCAAGGUGCUGCACUUGAGUUGGGAGAACCCCCGGUAUCAGUCCAGGUGAGGGAUGAACAGAUGGAGAGCAGCCCUGCCCAGAAGGACUUGGGGAUGGUGCUGGAUGGGAGGCUGGACAUGAGCUGGCAAUGUGCAUUCACAGGCCAGAAAGCCAGACGUGUCCUGGGCUGCAUCCAAAACCCUGUGAUUCUCUUCCUCUACUUUGUUCUCGUGAGGCCCCACCUGCAGUGCUGCAUCCAGCUCUGGGGUCCCCAGCACAGAAAGGCCAUGGACCUGUUGGAGUAAGUCUAGAGGAGGCCACCAAGAUGAUUAGCAGGAUGGAGCAUUCUCCUGUGGAGAAAGGCUGAGAGAUUUGGGUUUGUUCAGCCUGGAAAAAAAAAAAAAAAGGCCUUGGGGUGGCCUAACUGCAGCCUUCAGUACUGGAAGGGAGCCUACAAGGAAAACAGAGAGAGACUUUUUGCAAGGACAUGUAGUGACAGAACAAGGGGGGAUGAAUUUAACUGAAGGAGAGUAGAUUUAAAUUAGAUAUGAGAAAGAAAUUCCAAACUGUGAGGGUGGUGAGCCCAGAGAAAUUGUGGAUGCCCCCUCCCUGGAAGUGUUCAAGGCCAGGUUGGAUGGAGCACAGAGCAACCUGGUCUAGUGGAAAGAGGCCCUGCUCACAGUGUGGGGGUUUGAACUAGAUGAUCUUUAAGGUUCCUUCCAACCCAAACCAUUCUAUGAUUCUAGGCAGAUCUCUCGCCCAUCUCUGUUUUCAACUCUGUCAUCCAUCAGGCUGGCCUGAAAUGCGAGGAAAUAAUAGUACACAGGCAAGCAAGCCUGUACAGCUUGUAGGCAACCUAAAAAGAGAGGGAGCAGUUCUAUUGUCUGAAGUCCCCAAAAUUUGUGAUAAACAUACAGAAGUCUAGCACAGUGUGCUAGUGUGCUAUAUUUCAUUGUAAAGGAAGGAACAUCAUUCCUGUAGGCUGUAAACAGGCACGUGUAAUAUAAGCUAUACCAUGUGCAUUGCUGGUUUGACAGCUGGUGAUUCUAGGAACGUAUUAACUCCCUAAUUCAGAAGCCAGUGAUGUUUGAUGUCUAAUGCUAAAAUCACCCAUGCCUUUGUAACACAGGAAGAAGCUAUAGAACAGGUUUUAUCCUCCAGGAACCCAGAUUCAGGUGUUGUUGAACAACUUAGUCAUACAGUUCAGAGGGACUCACUAAAAAUGAUGAGCACUGAACAUGAAGGCUCUGCUGUCGCUGCCUGGCUACUUAGAUCUCCAUGUCAGAAUGCCCACAAAGAAUCACAUUUUCAUAUCUUUGAGAAUACUGACAGAGCCUUUUCCUCAAGACACAGCAAGUGCUUAGUCAUUGUUUGCCUUUCCUCACUCCAGGAGAUGCCAAGAGAAACCUCAGGGCCAUUGCAAUGCAAGUCUCUAAGUUUUCUUUCCCACUUAACACUAAAAAUUAAGGAAGGAUAUCUGGAAGGUAAGGAGAAUGCUGGAUGCUUGGUACCACACAGCAAUAUUCCCUGCAGAUCACUGAGCACCAAGUGCACAUAGUCCUCCUCUGGGUAUACAAAGUGCUGGACAUGCCAUCAGCUAGUAAUCCAGACGGUCAGAGUCACCCUUUUACUGCUGAGUACAGCACUGGAAAGGCAACCAAACAAUCACAUAUCCUCAACUUCACCCUAAACAGGAAAAUUCUCCAAACCAUUGGCCUGAUUGUUUGACUCCAAGUUCACCUCUGAGCAUUGACCAACACGGGAGCAUCCCAGGUGACUCUGUGACUCAGAACCACUCUUGUAAUCUGGUUUCUCUGACACUUGUUCCUCUAGAAAACCUCCUGUUGCUACCAGCAGUAAAUUAUCUGUGUUGCUACACACCCUUCAGGAAACUAUUUAAACCUGUGAAUAAAGGGGUGGGACCACAUUUCUUUUCAUUGCUCCCCUUCUAUGCUAUGAGAGAAUUUGGGCAAACAGGUUCAUUUUGCAUGACACAAUUCAGCCUGAAUUGCUCCCUCUCUGGGAAUUGAUAUUCCUCAAAACUAGGCAGAACUACACUUUCUAGGAUUUAUUUUAAUAAACUCAUUAAGAUAAACA